AUGAUAAGUCCCACUGAUGACGGAUUCUCAGAUGCAGAUAUCAAAGGGCUCAAGCUCGCAUUCUCACAAAGCUGCAGCACUGCCAACGAAGCGACCACUAGCUCAAGUUUGGGGAUAGCUCUGGCACCAGCGAACUACAGAACUGGCUUGCAGUUCAACAAGGAUGCAGGUAUCCCUGAGCAACGAAUUCCACCAUGUGGUAGUAUUUGGACGGGAUCACCGGUAGACGUCAAAGGUAAAGGCAAGGGCAUCGCACGGAGCCUUGACUGGCAUUUGGCUACCAUGGCAUCGAAUGAUAGGGAGCGCGAGGAAAUGACCUACAAGCUCCUCGAAUGUCUCCCUCGUUCUGUACUUGCAAGUCUACAGCGCAGAAUGACCCCUCUGUUGCAGUUCGAUAUCGUCGGGUCCCUUCCCACAGAACUUUCUCUCCUCAUUUUCGCGCAUCUCCCAUCAGCUUCUUUGCUCACCUGCUCUCUUGUCUCUAAACGUUGGCACGCCCUCGCGGUAGACCAAGUACUUUGGCGUCGUCUUUGCUAUGCACAUGGCUGGGAAUGGCGCACGGACGUUGCCGCGCCCACCCCUUGGGAUGGACUUGGUGGUGCAGAUCCUGCAGAUGAAGUUGUUCGUGAAGAAAGAGAUGAAGAUGAAGGUAUGGGCGACGAAGAGGAGGACGAGGACGAAGGGAGUGGUGAAGGCGCGGGAGAUAUCGUCGAUUUUAUAGGAGACGACUCAGUGGACUGGACGUCUAUACCGAUGAAUGUUGACGACAUUGAAGCACAGGGUCUAUCCCAUCUUCUCAUACCUAUGACUUCGACUGCAUUAUCUUCCUCAUCGACAACUGCCAUCACUCCGAUAUCUCGUAUCGCAUCGCAACAUGGCGUUUUGCCACGAAGUGCGCAUCUUGCGCCGGACUAUAAGCUCCUCCACCAGACGCACAUGCUCCUACACAAUCGUUUCUGCCAGGGUGCAUAUUGCAGGCGUACACUGCCUUGCGCAGAUGCCGGUGGACACAACGCUGCAGUAUACUGUCUUUGGUUAUGGACGUAUCCAGCAGGGCUUGAUGGUCGGUCCCCACCCCUGCAGGUGCUAUUCACGGGAUCGAAAGACCGCACUGUCCGGGAGUGGGAUCUGCGCACGGACCGCGUACGGCGCGUGGUCGGUGAAUUGCAUGAUUCUAGUGUCCUGAGCUUAUGCGUAUCUUCUGACUAUGCGAAGUCGGGAGAUGGAGAGGAGCCCCUGGUGAGCGAGGUUAGCAGUGCUGGGUUGCUGGGGCGUGUUGUUGUUUGGGACCUCGGCGAGGACAAGCUGGUCAAGGUCCUGCAAGAUCAUCUUGACAGUGUACUUUGUGUUCGUGUUAAUAGUGGGAGGCUGGUGACGUGUUCCAAAGACAGGACUGUCAGAACAUAUGGAUUUCCGUCCUUGAAGCCCCAAUUUGUGUUUCGUGCACAUCGUGCAGCUGUUAACGCUGUUUCUGUCGUUGGUGACGUGAUAGUGUCUGGCUCUGGUGACCGUUCCAUACGCGUUUGGAAUGCAAAUACUGGCGUGCUUAUCAGCACUUUUGAGGAACAUCACGCACGAGGCAUUGCCUCUAUCGAGUUCAAGCCCCCAUAUUUGUUGUCUGGCUCAUCAGACAUGCAUUUGCGAAUGUUUGACAUAGCUUCGUCGCAAGGCUGGUCGACAAACCCUGAGUUCAACAGCGUUCCUUCAGCUGCGGUUCCCACCUCGACCUCCUCACAAUCGCAUGCCCAAGAUAAUAUUGCAAUGAUACCGGGACAGGGGACAGCACCAUUCUUUUUGCAUUCCUCCCUAACACGAUCCAUACCUGAUACCCCGCGGGCAGAUGUAAAUACUGUCGUGUGCCAUGCUUGUGGGUCGCAUGGAUUGGCUGCGCGGCGUGAACAAGAGAGACAUACGCAUCUUGUGCGAAGCGUUGCCCUUGGGGAGGAGUUUGCUGUCAGUGGGAGCUAUGAUUUAACCAUUAAGGUGUGGGACAGGAAGACAGGGGCGCUGAUCGCUGACCUGAACGGCGGCCACACAGGAAGGAUCUUCUGUGUGGGAUUUGAUUGUACCAAGAUUGUUUCGUGCGGGGAAGAUCAGAGGAUCUGUAUUUGGGAUUUUUCUCAUGGGAUUGAUACAUCUUUCAUCAAACUGUAGCUCUAGAACCAUGCGAUACCCCGUGUUUUAGAAAGCCUCCCCUAUGGGCCCUGUAUUAAUUGAUCUUUUUGUGCUGCCGAAGUCGUGCGUGUCCUCUCGGCGGCCUGGCAUGCUGUAAGUAUGGGCGUUGUAUUUUCAUUUCGGCGGGCGAUGUUUGUCCAUACUCCAGCUUUAGUACUUUAAUGGCAGCUUAUUGGAAAUCCAUGGUGUUGUUGUGUAUGAUGUCAC
Messenger RNA from Suillus subaureus, 2382 nucleotides. RefSeq names its product WD40-repeat-containing domain protein. The transcript is spliced from 9 exons. The coding region runs from base 1 to 2154 and encodes 717 amino acids. Gene Ontology annotation, molecular function: protein binding. NCBI's taxonomy places the organism in Eukaryota, Fungi, Basidiomycota, Agaricomycetes, Boletales, Suillaceae. The record is from RefSeq and is a predicted model, not a curated record.